This is a messenger RNA of Anguilla anguilla (European eel), 5988 nucleotides long. RefSeq names its product dedicator of cytokinesis protein 2 (gene dock2). NCBI's taxonomy places the organism in Eukaryota, Metazoa, Chordata, Actinopteri, Anguilliformes, Anguillidae. The record is from RefSeq and is a predicted model, not a curated record. The coding region runs from base 114 to 5621 and encodes 1835 amino acids. Gene Ontology annotation, biological process: cell migration; small GTPase-mediated signal transduction. The transcript has 51 exons. Gene Ontology annotation, cellular component: plasma membrane; cytoplasm. Gene Ontology annotation, molecular function: guanyl-nucleotide exchange factor activity; small GTPase binding.
CCCAGAGAAGAGAGAGAGAAAGACAGGCAGAGAGAGAGAGGGAGAGAACGAGAGAGGGAGAACAAGAGAGAACCAUAGACAAGAGAGAAGAGGUCAAGAAAACUUCAUCCAACAUGGCUCCUUGGACGAAGACCACUGUGGAGAGAUAUGGCGUAGCUAAGUGGAAUUUCAGAGGCAGUGGGGAGAAGCACCUGUCUCUGGAGGUGGGGGACACUGUCCACAUACAGGAAUCCUGUGAAGGCUGGUACAAGGGCUACCUGACCAAGAACAAAUCACGGCAGGGGGCAUUUCCAGCCAGUAUUGUCCACGUGAAGGACGUUAUCAUAAAGAAAAAGGGUGGGCAAGAUGUGGUGACUUCAGCAGAGAUGCCCCUAGUAAAAGAGGUGACCACCACACUGCGGGAAUGGGGAACUAUCUGGAAGAACCUUUAUGUGAUGAAUAAAAAGGAGCGUGUGCUGCAGGUUCAGAGGCUGAUGUGGGACCUGAUGGAGUGGCGCUCCCAGCUACUGUCUGGCACGUUGCCCAGCGACGAGUUUAAGGAGCUCAAGCAGAAGGUCACUUCCAAGAUCGACUACGGCAACAAGAUCCUGGAGCUGGACUUGGUGGUUCGGGAUGAGAACGGGAACAUCAUGGACCCGGAGAACACCAGCGUCAUCAGCCUGUUCCGGGCGCACGAAGACGCCACCGUGAAGAUCACAGAGCGCAUCAAAGAGGAACAGAGUAACACCCAGGCAGAUCACUCAGGGAUCUCUGCGAGGAUCCAGUCGUCCCCCACUCACAGUCUCUACGUCUUCGUCCGCAACUUUGUGUGCCGCAUCGGAGAGGAUGCCGAGCUCUUCAUGUCCCUCUACGACCCCAACAAACAGGCUGUCAUCAGUGAGAACUACCUGGUGCGGUGGGGAAGUAAAGGUUUUCCCAAGGAUAUUGACAUGCUGAACAACUUGAAGGUUGUCUUCACAGACCUGGGAAACAAAGACCUGAGCAGGGAGAAGAUCUACCUCAUCUGUCAGAUCGUGCGGGUGGGACGCAUGGACCUGAAGGAGACGAACACGAAGAGGUGCACGCAGGGCCUGCGCCGGCCGUUCGGAGUCGCAGUAAUGGACAUCAGUGACAUUAUCAAAGGGAAGACGGAGUGCGACGAGGAGAAACAGUACUUCAUCCCCUUCUACCCGGUUGUGGCCGAGAAUGACUUUCUGCACGCUCUGCUUAACAAAGUGACGACGGCCCGAGGAGACAGCGGAGGACAAGGGCUUUGGGUGACGAUGAAGGCCCUGGUGGGCGACAUCCUGCAGAUUCGGAAGGAGUACCCCCACCUGGUGGACCGCAGCACCGUGGUGGCCCGUAAGCUGGGCUUCCCAGAGAUCAUCAUGCCGGGCGACGUGCGCAACGACAUCUACCUGACGCUGGCGGCCGGCGACUUCGACAAAUACAACAAGACCACGCAGAAAAACGUGGAGGUCAUCAUGUGGGUGUGCGACGAGGAGGGCAAGGUGGUGCCGAACUCCAUCUGUCUGGGUGCCGGAGUUAAGCCCUCCAACGAGUACAGAUCUGUCAUCUACUACCAGGUGAAGCAGCCUCGCUGGAUGGAGACGUUCAAGGUGGCAAUCCCGCUGGAGGAGAUGCAACGGAUUCAUCUUCGCUUUAUGUUCCGCCACCGCUCUUCCCUGGAGUCCAAGGAUAAGAGCGAGAAGAACUUUGCCAUGGCCUUCGUGCGUUUGAUGAAGGAGGAUGGUACAGUCCUACAGGACGGGAUUCAUGACCUUGUGGUCUUCAAGGGGGACAGUAAGCGGAUGGAGGACGUGGGCUCCUACCUCUCCCUGCCCUCCACGCGUCAGCACGGCGAUGUCCACAAGGGGGCGGGGCUCAUGCGCAGUGGCAGCAGUGUGGGGGCGCUGUCAAUCAGCUCCAGGGACAGCUUUACCAUCUCCACCCUGGUCUGCUCCACAAAGCUGACUCAAAAUGUGGGUCUGCUGGGCCUGUUGAAGUGGCGUACGCGUCCUGAGAUGCUGAAAGAGAAUCUGGAAAAGUUGAAAAUGAUUGAUGGAGAGGAGGUGGUGAAGUUCUUGCAGGACACUCUGGACGCCCUGUUCAACAUAAUGAUGGAGCAUUCCCAGACUGAUGACUACGAUAUCCUGGUGUUUGAUGCGUUGAUUUACAUCAUAGGUCUGAUUGCCGACAGGAAGUUUCAACACUUUAACACAGUGCUGGAGGCCUACAUCAAGCAGCAUUUCAGUGCCACACUUGCUUACAAGAAGUUGAUGUCAGUGCUGAAGACUUAUUUGGAUGUGUCGAGUCGUGGGGAACAGUGCGAACCCAUCCUCCGGACACUGAAGGCCCUGGAGUACAUCUUCAAAUUCAUCGUUCGAUCCAGAAUGCUCUAUUCACAACUGUAUGAAGGGAAAGAGCAGACUGAAUUUGAAGAUUCUCUGAGAAGAUUGUUUGAGUCCAUCAACAACCUGAUGAAGAGUGACUACACCACUACCCUUUUGUUGCAGGUCGCUGCGCUGAAGUACCUGCCGACGGUGCUGCAUGACGUGGAGACCGUUUUCGAUGCCGGCCUGCUGAGUGAGCUGUUGUUUGACUUUUAUACCUGCAUCCGCCUUGACAAACUGCAGAAAUAUAAAGUGGCAUCCAUGACAGAGAUCGUGGGCAGCAAACUCUUCCGGAAACAAGCGUGCCGUGACAUCCUCCUACCCAUGAUGCUGCGGGAGCUGAGCAUUGCGCUGACGGAGGUGGGGAGCAAGUCACCUGACGAUGGCAAAAACAGUGUGGAGCUUCUCAACAACAUCCUGGAGGUGCUGAGCAGGAAAGACGUGGGUGAGACCUUCAAGCACAUUCAGGACAUUGUGCUCACCCUCCUAAGGACCAUAAACCGUACUGUGAUCAUCAUGGGCCGAGAACAUGCCCUCAUUUCUCGAGUGGUUGCCUGCAUGACGGCCAUUCUCAGCCAGAUGGAUGAUCGACAUUACUCCAGUUACAUUGAAACUUUCAAUGGAAGCGAUGACCUGGUGGACUUCCUCAUGGAAACUUUCCUGCUGUUUAAGGAUCUGAUCGGAAAACAUGUAUACCCAUCAGACUGGAUGGCCAUGAUCAUGGUACAAAACAGAGUCUUUCUCGGAGCCAUCAAUACCUAUGCUGACACCAUGAACCUCAAAUUCCUGGACAACAACAACUUUGAAGUGCAGUUGUGGAAUAAUUAUUUCCAUUUGGCUGUGGCAUUCAUUACCCAAGAGUCCUUGCAGCUUCAGCACUUCUCUCCUACUAAGAGGAACAAGAUCCUCGCCAAAUAUGGGGACAUGAGAAGAUUGAUUGGCUUUGCAAUUCGGGACAUGUGGUACAAACUGGGGGUGAAUAAGAUCUGCUUCAUCCCUGGGAUGGUGGGGCCCAUCCUGGAGAUGACUCUGAUCCCUGAGGAGGAGCUCCGCAGGGCCACCAUCCCCAUCUUCUUCGACAUGAUACAGUGUGAGCACGGACACUCUGGCCACUUCAGAAAGUUUGAGAAUGAGAUCAUUUUGAAGCUUGACCACGAGGUGGAGGGAGGCGGAGGAGACGAACGUUACAUGGAGCUUCUGCAGACAAUCCUGCUGGAGUGUGCGUCAGACUGGCCCCAGCUGGUCCCCCAGGUGCAGCACUUUGUGACCCUGGUGAGGGGGCUGCUGGAACGCCUGCUGGACUACAGGGCCGUCAUGAGCGACGAGAGCCGCAACAACCGCAUGAGCUGCACUGUCAAUCUCCUGAAUUUCUACAACGACAUCAACCGUGAAGGAAUGUAUAUCAGGUACCUGUACAAGCUAAGAGAUCUUCAUUUGGACACUGAGAACUUCACUGAAGCCGCAUACACCUUGCUACUGCACUCACGUCUGCUCAAGUGGUCAGAGGACCAGUGUAGCCCGCAGAUGGAUUUCUCCAGUUCUCAGACGCAGCGGCAGCUUAAGGAGACUCUCUACAAUAAAAUCAUUGGGUACUUCGACAAGGGCAAGAUGUGGGAGGAGGCUAUUGCUCUCUGUAAGGAGCUGGCUGAACAGUAUGAGAUGGAGGUGUUUGACUACGAGCUACUGAGUCAGAGUCUGACACAGCAGGCAAAGUUUUAUGAAAACAUCAUGAAAAUCCUGCGGCCAAAACCAGACUAUUUUGCUGUGGGGUACUAUGGCUGUGGAUAUCCCCCAUUUCUGAGGAAUAAGGUGUUUAUCCACCGGGGGAAGGAGUACGAGCGACGAGAGGACUUCCAGAGCCAGCUGAUGAGCCAGUUCCCCAGUGCUGUGCGCCUCAACACCACCAGCACACCUGGAGAGGACAUCCGCAACUCCCAACUGCAGUACAUCCAGUGUUUCACAGUUCAGCCAGUUCUGGAGAUUCCCCCUCGCCUGAAGAACAAGCCUGUGCCCGACCAGAUCAUCAAUUUCUACAAAUCCAACUACGUGCAGCGUUUCCACUACUCCAAACCAGUGCGCAAGGGUUCUGUGGACCCCGACAAUGAAUUUGCUUCGAUGUGGAUUGAACGCACCACCUUCCUCACAGCCUACAAACUCCCUGGAAUUCUUCCCUGGUUUGAAGUCACCAACACAACGCAUAUGACAAUCAGUCCUUUGGAGAAUGCUAUUGAGACCAUGGGGACCACCAAUGAGAAAAUCCUGACCAUGAUAAACCAGUAUCAGGGUGAUGACAGUCUUCCCAUAAACCCACUCUCUAUGCUGCUCAAUGGUAUCGUGGACCCUGCUGUCAUGGGUGGCUUUGCCAAGUAUGAGAAGGCAUUCUUCACAGAAGAGUAUGUGCAGAAGCAUCCAGAAGACAAAGACAAGCUGGUUCAUCUCAAAGACCUCAUUGCCUGGCAGACUCCCUUACUGGCUAGAGGUAUCAGCCUGCAUGGCAGAAGGGUAACGGACGACCUUCGACCUUUCCAUGACCGCAUGGAAGAGUGUUUCAAACAGCUGAAACAGAAGGUGGAGAGGGAGUAUGGAACAAGAGAACUGCCGGAUAUGGAUGACCGCAGGUCCAGCCGCCCUCGGUCUGUGAUGCGCUCCUACCGUCAGUCCAUCAUAUCCAUCGCCUCACUGGGGGGCUCCUCUGAGUGUGGGACCCCCACCAAGACACAUCCUGACAGUCUGCUCCCUGAAUCCCCAACCCCCCGGACCCCCACCCUGCAGCGGUCCAGUGGAAGCGUCAGCGCGGUGGAGGAGGGGGCCACAGGAGAGGGGGAGGUUCGUCUGCGCAAAUCCAAGAAGAGGCAGAAGAGGAGCAGCAUGAUCUUCAUCAGUGAGGAGAAAGAAAGGACAAGCACUUUGGAUAGCAAGAGGCUGUCAAAGAAGCAGGAGUUCCGCAGUGACACAAACCUGUCAGACGCCAGCGAGAACAGCACUGCUCUGACCAGUACCAACUCCAGAUCCCUGCCUACUAUCACAGGUUUGUCUCUGUCAGUGGCCAAUGGGGGGGAGGAAGGAGAGACUGCGCGCUCUCGCCGGGACAGUAAGAGCGUGUCCGUCUGCCUCCCAACGGACCGCACUCCUGACCGCCGCUCCAAAGGGGUCAUCAACCUUUUCUUCAGGGCCAAGCACAGCUCCAAGUCUGAGGAGGGGAAACCACCGGCUGAGCCAGCUGCAGAGAAAUCCUCUUCUCAUUUUUGAUUCGUCUUCAUGACCUAAGCUCCACCCCUUUCCUCUCUGUCUCUUUAGCCCAACCCCCAUCUCAGCCUUUACAACCACAUCAGCCCCACUGUCAUUCUUAUUUUUAUAGAACAAGCUUUUGUUGAUCAUUUUGAGAGCACCGUUAAGUAUUUUAUAAUAGUUACAUAGUCCUGAAUAUAUUUUUAGCAAUUAAGGGCCAAUAAACAAUCCUCACCUGUAUUCAAGUGAUCCUUUUAUAAUUUCUAAUGGUUUGGAUGUUAAGAUUUAUUUGAAAUGAAUUUAUCUAGCUAUAUUAACAUUUGCUUUGUGUGUUUGUAUCGGCGUUUAUUUUGAAAUUGGCUGAAAGAAAUAAACCAUUGUUUUGUUA